This is a messenger RNA of Penicillium malachiteum, 204 nucleotides long. RefSeq lists its product as uncharacterized. The coding region runs from base 1 to 204 and encodes 67 amino acids. Lineage: Eukaryota; Fungi; Ascomycota; Eurotiomycetes; Eurotiales; Aspergillaceae. The record is from RefSeq and is a predicted model, not a curated record. The transcript has 2 exons.
AUGGUCUCAGUCCAAGUCCGCGUAAACAAAGACCCCCAAGAGGAAACGCCAUCUACGGGGAAACCAAAGGGCACUAAUCGAAAUUGGUCACUGGCCGCAAGAUUUACCCAGAGUCGAUUGGAGAGCAUUCUCGACUUAUUGCGUAAUUUGUACGGAUACGCCGUACCUGCUUUCCUCUCGUGCCUUGCACACGAUGGCAUGUGA